Molecule: messenger RNA, 819 nt
Organism: Prorocentrum cordatum
Lineage: Eukaryota; Dinophyceae; Prorocentrales; Prorocentraceae
Source: the annotation of a GenBank genome assembly
CCGCUUUGGCCCAGGAUGGCUCGCGGCAGCGCUGCGUAUGCCCACGCGGUGGUCCCCGCCCUCCUCUGCCUGGCGCUGCAGGGCUGCGCCCCCGAGCAGAAGCCCCCGAGGCCCGCGGCCGCGGCCGGCGGCCGGCGGCCCCCUGCGGCGGGCAGGCCUCCGCGGCGGCCGCUGUCCCUGGACGACCGCCUGAGGGCCAUACGGCUGUUCCUGGAGGCGGGUGGCGCCGGGCGCUGCGACAUCCCCAGGGUCAGCGCUCGGGAGCUGGACUGGGCGCAGUUCUGCCAGCGCUUCCGGGGGCAGUCCCUGGUGCUCACGGGGCUGGCCUCGGGCCCCGGGUGGUCCAAGGAGGCCUUCCUGGAGGCCCACGGGCGCUGCGACGCGAAGGCGAACGAUGGCUUCUUCGACGCCAGCCGGACCAGGGAGGUCACGACCGUGAGCGACUACCUCGGCAGCAACGCGUCGGACACGAACAUCUUCCUGGUCGAGCGGCAGGCCGUCGCCCUGCUGGGCACGGCACCCGCGCCCCGCCUCUUCGAGGGCUUCAGCCACAGGCCGAUCCUGUCGCUGGGCGCGGCGGGUGCCCCGACACGCAUGCACAGGCACAGAGAGACGUGGCUCCACCUUCUCGCCGGCCGGAAGGCGUGGUGGCUGGGCCGCAACGCCUCCGCCAAGGCCGCCCUCCCGAGCCGGGGCGACCCGUGCGCGUCGCUCCCGGCCGCCGCCGCCGCGGCCGGCGGCGGCGCGCACGGGUCCGGGGAGGAGCCGCUCCUGCUCUGCGUGCAGCACGCGGGAGAGACGAUCAUUUUGGGGACCUGA